AGGUAUUCCUGCAUUCAUAAAAGAACUGCAGGAACGUAUACUCGAGUUUUUGCCGUUUUCUCUGAAGAAAACAAUAAAAAACCAAAAUGCGUCAAACUCGCACAAAGCGCCAGCAGAUCCCCCCGCCUCCAUCCACCAGGAUGAGUUUGAGGAGCUUCCGUAACGUACCUCUCGUACCCAUGGAGACAUCAUCUUCAUCCUCAGAUGACAGUUGUGACAGUUUCGGUUCUGAUGGCGGCUUUGCAGUUACGAAAAAUAACUUCAGGAAAGCAAAGCGUGUGGCAGAGAGAGCCAAGGUGUUUGAGGCCAGCUCAGAGGAAGAAUCACUCAGUGGGUUUGAGGAGAGCACAUUUAACAAAGAAAUGAGUCACAUGAAUGUGGGCUCUGACAGUGAGGAGUCUGUCGUGCCCCAGAAGAGGCACCGUCGGUCCCAGACCCUGAAGGUCGCAAUGAAGUUCCCAACAAGGAGAGCCAGCCAGAAGACCACUGCUGAAGAACCUCCUAAACAGACCAAAGUCUCCACCAAAGAAACCAAAAAAGAGGCAGACUCUGAUGCUGACAACUUCUUGGACAAGCGAGCGCUUAACAUCAGGGAGAACAAAGCAAUGCUUGCAAAGCUGAUGGCAGAACUCAACAAAAUACCUGGCUUCUCAAGAACAACUUCCCUGCCCAUGAUGAACUCGCCCCGUCGUGCCCCACGCAAGUCUCUGGGAACCCCAGGACACCAAAGGAGGAACCCCGAGCGUACCACUCGACCCCACACUCGGUCCCGUACCAUGGUGGAUGGACCCCCCAGCCCCCCUCCAGACACAGAUGAGGAUGAUAAGUUCAGCCUGGUGCGCCGGAGCCGCUACUAUGAGGAAGUCGAUGAGGCGAAGGAGCCUCGGCGGCGGAGCUACAACGGGGUGCUGGCCAUUCCUCACGUGGUCCGGCCUGUGGAGGAAAUCACCCAGGUAGAGCUGGAUCUGAUUGCCAGCAACGUGCGGGAGAAGGUCUACAACCGCUCCACGGGAUCUACUUGCCAUCAGUGCCGGCAGAAGACGAUUGACACCAAGACCAACUGUCGUAACCCGGAGUGCGUAGGAGUGCGGGGUCAGUUUUGUGGCCCGUGUCUCCGUAACCGCUACGGAGAGGAGGUCCGAGAUGCCCUGCUGGAUCCUGAGUGGCAGUGCCCACCAUGCAGAGGGAUCUGCAACUGCAGCUUCUGUAGAGCACGGGAGGGUCGUUGCGCUACCGGAGUUCUGGUGUACCUGGCGAAAUACCACGGCUAUGACAACGUCCACGCCUAUCUCAAGAGCCUCAAGAAGGAAAUGGAAGAGAGCCAUUAAACCAUUGAGGGUGUAUUCUGAUCCCAGACCUGACUGCCGAGGUUCUCAUUUCAAAGGGCUUUUAUAUUCUAUAAAACAGAACUGUUCUUUGUUCCGUUACAAUUUUUGCAUUGUUUUAAAUGUAUAAAGUUAUCCAAUGAAUAGGCAUAAUUAAGGGUCUAUAUGGUUUAUACUGCUGAUGAAUUUUAAAAAAAGCCUAAACGGUUAUGAUUGCUUGUGAUAUUCUCACUUUUUAACUUGUAAAUUCUGAAUACAAAAAUGAAAUCUGUUUGUUUA
Esox lucius (northern pike) is the source of this 1604-nucleotide messenger RNA. It is a transcript of the gene cdca7a, whose product is annotated as cell division cycle associated 7a. The transcript has 10 exons. The record is from RefSeq and is a predicted model, not a curated record. Gene Ontology annotation, cellular component: nucleus. Bases 87 to 1328 code for a protein of 413 amino acids. NCBI's taxonomy places the organism in Eukaryota, Metazoa, Chordata, Actinopteri, Esociformes, Esocidae. Gene Ontology annotation, biological process: regulation of DNA-templated transcription.